This is a messenger RNA of Microsporum canis CBS 113480, 669 nucleotides long. RefSeq lists its product as hypothetical. Gene Ontology annotation, biological process: transmembrane transport. Gene Ontology annotation, molecular function: transmembrane transporter activity. The coding region runs from base 1 to 669 and encodes 222 amino acids. The record is from RefSeq and is a predicted model, not a curated record. Lineage: Eukaryota; Fungi; Ascomycota; Eurotiomycetes; Onygenales; Arthrodermataceae. The transcript has 2 exons.
AUGAUUACAGGUGCCAUCGUAAUCUUCAUAGUGGGUAGUGCGGUGGCAGGCGCAGCACAAAACAUCGGAAUGAUGCUCUCAGGGCGCACUAUCCAAGGUAUUGGUGGAGGAGGCAUUGCCACGAUGUCAGAGAUAGUUAUCUGCGACAUGGUGACCCAUCAUCGGCGGCGGCUUUGCGCAAAACGUCUCCUGGCGCUGGAUCUUCUCAUCAACUUGCCCAUAUCUGGGCUAGCGCUGGUCCUGAUUAUAACGCUGUUAAGGCUUCAUAACCCGCGCGGUAGCACUAGUUUGAAGGCCCGGGUGCUGAGCGUGGACUGGGUUGGAAACACUAUACUUACAUUGGGCGUCACCUCCAUUUUGCUUUCGCUCACAUGGGCCGGCACAAAACAUCCGUGGUCGUCAUGGCAAACGAUUCUUCCCCUGGCUCUCGGCGCUAUUGGACUGGGUGUUUUCCUGGUAUAUGAAGCCAACCCUUGGGUCGGAGAACCCACGAUGCCUAUUCGUCUCUUUACCAAACGCACGUCUGCCGCCCUCUUCGCUAUAAGUUUCAUUCAUAGCAUGAUGCUCUUCUGGGUCUGUUAUUUCAUGCCGGUGUAUUUCCAGGCAGUGCUUGAUGCCUCGCCCACCCGAUCAGCCGUCAUGCUCUUCCCCAUCGCGACCACCACAUAG